Molecule: messenger RNA, 1032 nt
Organism: Balearica regulorum gibbericeps (East African grey crowned-crane)
Lineage: Eukaryota; Metazoa; Chordata; Aves; Gruiformes; Gruidae
Source: RefSeq, a predicted model, not a curated record
UUGAUGCAAUGGAAGGUGAGGCUUUAGUUAUAAAAUGUCCACGAUGGAGUUCAUCUGUGAAAGUCACCUGGUAUCACACAGAUACUUACAAAAUAAUUCCAGCAGAAGAAGAAGGAUCACGAAUAUUUUCCUUAAAACAAUUUCUUUGGUUUCUGCCAACUUCUAGAGAAGAUUCUGGAAACUACACUUGUGUUACACUUUUUUCAAAUAAUCGCACAAAGUCAUUCAACAUGAGUGUGCAAGUGCAUCCACACAAGCAAGGAGUAUGUUUCCCAAGUCAGAUUCGUUACCCAAAUGACACUGGAAGAGGAAAAAUUGUUUGUCCUACAAUUGACAAUUAUAAGAAUGCUACUAUCAUCCAGUGGUAUAAGGACUGCAAACCUCUUCAGGAAGAGAGAUACUACAAGAGAGAAAAAUAUAUUUUUAUUAACAACCCAAUAAAGGAGGAUGAUGGCUAUUAUACUUGUCAAUUUAUUUACACUUAUAAAGGAAAUGUGUUUAACGUAUCAGCAACAAGGAUUUUCAUAAGUAAGGCAAAACACUCCCCUCUACCUCCUCAAAUUUUGUUUCCAAAAGAUAAAGAUGUAAUAGAAGUGGAGCUCGGUGCUGCUUUGUCUCUGAAAUGUCAGGCCCGCCUGGGGAUUAAGGUACAGCCGAUAGCUAUUGUCACGUGGGAUGUGGAUAACAUCCCGGUGAAAAACUCAGAGUUGUCAAGAUUUCAUGAAAAGACUCAUUUUUUUCAAGGACGUGAGCAAGAAUAUUACAGAGAGACCACUUUGCAUAUUACGGAGGUAAAAAAGGAGGAUCUUCAGGCAAAUUUCACGUGUGUAGUGAUGAACGAAAUGCACAACACAAGGGCCACAGUGACAUUACAACUCAAAGCACAAUUGGGGCUUCCCAACGUCCUCUUGAUCACAGGAUCUCUAGUUCUGCUAGUUGCAAUAGCAGUUUCUGUUAUACUUUAUCAGUCCUUCCGAGUUGAUAUCGUCCUAUUGUAUCGGGAGAUAUUUCAGCCCCACCCACUCAAGGAUG